This is a messenger RNA of Symbiodinium sp. CCMP2456, 6116 nucleotides long. The record is from the annotation of a GenBank genome assembly. Lineage: Eukaryota; Dinophyceae; Suessiales; Symbiodiniaceae.
GCCCUUGCCGACCUGGGUGUUGCGAUUCGGGAUAUCGAGGGGGCGCAAGGGACCACCAUGGCUGACAGGAGGAAGGGUGGCCAGAAAAUCACUCUCACUGGCUGGGGGGGGGAGGAGGCCGCCUCCAGAAGGAUCCCGGACGACGUUGAGGCCUUGGAGUGCCCGCCGGGGAUGGACACAUCGGGCAGCUCGCCAAAACGAGCCGCAGAGGACGGAGAAGGCCCUCGCGGCAAGCGGCGAGAGCGGGACGGUGGGUCUGGCAUGGUCGCUGGCCUUGAUUUGGACCAGAUGGAAAAGCUUCUCGAGGUUCACAGCACAAGGAUCCUCAAGGCCCAGAGGGAGAAUCUGGAAGGCAUGAUGUCACUUUUUGAAGCCAAGACGGAUGAGAAACUCAGGCGUGUGGAAGAGAAAGCCGAGGGGGCUGAUCGGCGGGCAGCAGCUAUCGAAGACAAGGUGGAACAACUGCAAGGCCAGAUGGCAGACUUGCUCAGGACGGGCAAAGGGACUGCCGGAAGGGACAACGAUCGCCGCUUUACGCUUGUGUUCGGGGGAUGGUGCCGAGACACAAGAAAGGGCGUCAUCCUGCAGCAGUUGGGGGAAGCCUUGGAACGUUUGCAGCUUAGCGGGCAUUUAGAUGCGGAGCCUUUCUGCACAGGCCCGAGGCGGAGCACGGCCCUGGCAGUCUUCAGCCACAGGGGUGGGGAGAGUGACUACCAAGUCAGGAAGAGAAUGCACUCGGUUAUCAUGGGAUUGGCAGGAAACACCGUGACGAUUCCCCAUGGCAAAACCCUCUUCGCUACUUACUCGAAGACACGGGCUGAAAGGGCGAUCGCGGGACAUGCCAGCUGGGUCAAGCGAUCGCUGGCGACACUUGGGGACGAGGUGGUUUCGAUGCUUGACGUGGAAUACGCCACAGGAACCUGCUGGAUCGGUGGAUCCACGGUGGCCUCCGCCACGCGUCCUAGUGAGCCUGGAGUCCGUGAGGAAGGCCUUCUGCGGGAUGAAGUGGAGGGGCACAAAACCUGGGUGGAUGUGGAGGCCAUUGCUAAGGAGACACGGCAGCCCUAUAGGGACAUCAAGAAGGCGCUCGAGGGGGAGCAUCAUGGAACAUUGGGGGAGUUGACGAAGCAGCGGUGCCACAGGAAGUGCCUCGCCGGGAACCGGGGUGGCACACAGACGCAGCUGGAGGAUGGUCGAUGCUUAGUCAUCGCCCUGAAGGGCGGUGGAGAGGGGCCUACGACUUUGCCGGUCCUGUUAGCUGCAGACAUCAACGCGCAAAUUCGGUGGGAGGAGGCCGAGGACGGUAGUGCCUGCCCCUCAGGUAGGGACGGUAAGGCCGUAGGAUACCUGGACGCAAUCGCUGGGCGAGGGCUACAACUUGCAGCUCCCCAUCGCGACCAGUUCGACACCCCGACGAGCCAGCCUAGACAGGGUGGCAGACAGGGUAGGCAGAUAGAUUGCAUCGCGAGCAAGGGAGUCCUGGUGUCCAGGCUUCAGAUCUUUGUGGGAACGGCCAGGGCUUUGGGUACGGACCACGACAUGCUUCAGUGUAGAGUGCACAUGGCAUCCAGACGAGAGAGAGUUGUGCACAGCACCAGACCUCGGGUCUGGACUGGAGGACCACCUGUGAUCGACAACCUCGACCAGAACACAUUGCGGGAGCUCGCGAAGACCUGCACAAGGCCUAAGCCGGGCAAGGGUUACAGAGAUCCACCCGAUGUUAAAGCAGCGGUCAGGGCAGCCAGGGUCAGCCAGACAGGGGUUGCAUGGAAGGAGGUCCAGAACCGGAGAAAGCAAGCACGGAAACAGUGGGAAGAGAAGCGCAUCAGGGAGGCCAUGGCAGGGGACUGGGAGCAAGUUCGGCAGCUUCGGGCCACCAAGAACACGGGAUGGGACACACAUUAUGCAGAGUGCCAGGGCGAAGGUGAGGCGCACCGAUCGAUUCACAACCACCUCGCAAGCAUAUACCAGACAGGUAGCCACCUUCCGGAGCUGGAAGCAUGGCGGGGAGAAGUGCAGGCCUUCACCGAGGAUGAACUGAAAUCGGCACUGUCAUCCGGGAAAACCGGAAAAGCAGUCGGCAUCGAUCAGACGAGCCUGGAACUUCGGCGAGGCAUAUGUGCUACGGAAGGGGGAAUGACACACUUGCUCGAAUUCUACAAGGUGCUCGGCGGGACUGUGCUUUGGCCGCUGGCGGCCCUACCUAUGGAUCAGGCAGAGCUUGAGCUUGCGAGGGCUGUAGCAGAUGACGGCACGCUCCUGACAACUUACAGCCGUGCUUGGUUCGAACCUUUAUGGACCGAGUGGCGCUUUCAUGAUGAAGCAAAGUUUGGCGCUUACGCCAUUGAUGACCCGCGGCACAUCGAAGAGGAAGUCGGGAGGACGGAAACCCUACUACCACAUGCUGAAGACCAAGGCCGGGAGUCCUUCCAGAGCGAUGCGGCACUGUCUGCAUCGCAAGUACGGCAGCGGCCGUCCCAGGGAGAUGCGGGGAAGGGCAAACACAUGGGACAACCCGGAGGGCACGAUCGGGGACUCGGCGGACCAGAUCGGCGGGUCGUGUACUCCCGGCUGCACACCGACUACAAGGAUCCGGAACUACCUGACGAAGAUGGAAUGAAAGAGAAUCAGAAGAUCUCGACUGCCAACAGUAAGCUGUGGCUUCAACGCCAGAACCACCAACCGAAAUGGCCUCCCCAUGAAAACGAUUCCGGACUAAUCGACCCUGAUCGGCGGCGCGUGUACCCCCUGAUGCCCGCCGAUUACAUGAAACCGGGACUACUUGAAGAAAUGGGACCGGCACUACCUCCAGAAGCGGAACACCCGAGGGACGUCAAAGAAGGUGUGCCUACUCCAGUGCAGAACACCGCUGCCGUGGGCGAAAAAGUGCACCCGAUGCAAACGCCUCAAGAUGGACAAGCCGGGAAUGCAUACCUGGAGGAGCUGAGACAAGACCUGGGGCGCGACUCCCCUCUGCUGCUUGCCGAUUACAUGGGACCGGCACUACCUGAAGAAAUGGGAUCGGCGCUACUUGAAGAAGUGGAGGACCCAGGGGACGUGAAAGAAGGUGCGCCUACCCGAGAGGAGAAUGCCGCCGCUGAGGGCGAGGAAGUCCACCUGAUGCAGACGCCUCAAGAUGGUCAAGCCUGGAUCGCAUACCUGGAGGCGCUACGACGGGAGCUCGAAGGGGCGGACAAGGAAGCGAAGCUCCGUAUGGCCCAAUACCUGCUGUGCCGACUUGAUUGGCGCAGUACCGACGCCCGAGAAGGGUAUUGGCUGGGGCACAUGACCGGCAAGGUGGCUGACAUGACUGCCCUGCUGGUGGCAGCGAUGGACAGACAGGAGGCUGACCUCGCGGUUCUGCUCCCGACGGUGGCAGAAGGACUCUGGGCGGAAGCGGAAAGGGCCGAGCCGUCUAAGCGACAAUGCCUCAUGGUCGAGAUCGCCGCCAACACAGGGGGGGACGCUGCCUUGGCGACUUCGCUUCGUGUCCCGCUGCACGAUGGCACGGCAGACCUGAACAUGAGGAUCACGGUGCAGGAGAACGGCAGCAGCGACCAGGAGACGGUCAGGGUUCACCAGGAGGCGAACGAGACGGAGCCAGCCAAUGGCCUCCUGCCCUUCGCUCUCACUUGGAGCACUGGCGCGAUGGACCAUAUCCCUCCAACCUUUAUGAUGGCAAGGGACCAGCUGGCACGUCUUCGCAGGGAGGGUUGGACCAGGAGACAGCAGGCGAGCAUGAUAUACGUCCUGGUGCAAAGACGGGGACAUGAGGAAUACCUCAGCGAGCUCCCAAACUACUUGGCACAGCUUGACCUGGACUUGGAUGUGGACCUCUCCCCCCACAACCUCCCAACGGCCCCGCCGGUCAUGGAAUGGAUCGAAGCGGAGAUCUGGGACGAGUACAUAGACUUCUUCGAGAGCAAUGCGGGGGCGGAGACGGAAGUGGAGACAGGGGGCGCAGCCGACUACUUCGGAGACCAGCACGGGGAGAACCAGGUCACGCUCUCCAAGGGACACAUGUGCGAGGCCGGAGAGGAAAUGAACAUGCCAGAGACAGCGGACGCAGACGGCGACGAGGACCAGUCACAAGAGGUAGAGGACGAGAGCGUACCCCACCCAGGGCACACAGAGGAAAUGCUACACGCCGCUCUGGACCGUGGGUUACUGAGGAGACCCGGCGACUACUUCCCAGCAGCGGCCCCAGACCCAGCACGGGAACAGGCGAAUGCCCGAGAAUGGAAGGAGCUGGCAGGCAUGAGGGUGGAGCAUCUGGCAGUGGGGGCAACAGCCAAGCGGGAGCUGAAGCGCAUGAACGAGCGGGACCUCGGCACCAUGUUCAGGGCGCUCAUGAGGCUAAUGGGCAUGCUGUACAUCGAGAUGACUCGCAUCUUGACCCAGGUGCAGGACUACCGCCUCCGCAUGGGCGAUAUGGUUGAGGUGGAGGUUGAGGACGACGAGGAGGAGCAAGAUGAGGAAAGCAUAUACAUGCAGGUCGCCAUGGACACCCGUACCAGGCCUUCUUGGGAGCAGACCUUGCAGCAGUUGGUGCGGCAAGGGGAUGAGCAAGGAAAUGCCGAACUCAUGCGUGCACUUCGCCGGCGUAUAUCGAGCAGUCUCUACAUGCAGACAUCGCGUGGCGUGCAGCUGCAUGCGGCACUGACGGCAGUGGCUGCUGAUCCCGGAGCAACACUGCCACAAUGCGAAACUGCGCCCCAAGACGCCAGUCAAGUGGAGCAGUGGUGGAAGCACCUCAAGACCUACCUGAACCUUGUGGACGAGGACCGCGACAACAACUCCGCCGGGAGCAGCGGGGACCGUCACCACUCAGCUGCGGAGGUGGCUGAAUGGAAGCGAGAGCGAGGUGAACUUGCUGAAGAACGUCUGGUGGCCCAGGGCGUGAAGGAGCAGGAGGAGACGGCACGGGAGCAGGAACAAGACGAACAAAACAGACAGGACAGUGAGCUCUACGAAGCUCAUCGGGCAGCGGUGUACCGAGACUGGGAACACUGGUUGGUUCUCAACACGCCGAAUGUCCAGAAGCGGAGACGGCUGGUGAUUACCUCCAGAACCGGGCAGCCGACAACACCGAACGAGCCCAACGUGGGGAAUAUCCUCGACACGACGACCCUGACGGUGCCCAACAUGGCGACGCAGUUCCACCUCCAGCUGCACAUGGAAGACUACCAGGAAGCGAUCCAGCCGGAGGCGAAGGAGAUCCAGCCGGGGGUCAGGGUGGGAGCGUCGGAGGACAAGUACCAGCGGGUUUACAAGGCCUGGAAAGCGGGGCACAUCGAUGACCUGGGAGUGGAGCUCUUGUUCGGAGCAGAAUGGGUGAUUCUGUUUCAUCUUGAGGCGGAGAAUGGCGGAGAGGCGGGAGAUGAACAGGGGACGACGGAUGCGACACAGCGACGGGGGACCAUCUGGCUCGAUGGCGAAGUAGCCUUGGAGUUCUGCGACGCCUCCUCGCCGCUGCUGAAGUGCGAGGGCCCUCUGGCCCUGGACCCCACGGUGAAGGGCCUCCAGCUGCAGACCAUGUCCCCAGACCUCUUCAACGUCUGGUCUCUGCAGAUGCCGCUCGGAGUCUGGAUCUGUCGCGCCAAUGGGACUUGCAAGACCAGCGGGCUCUUCACCCGCAACGCCGCCAGCAGCUCGCAGUGCUGGCGUUGUAAGUCCAGCCGGGUACGCUCUGCCUUCCGACCUCCUGGAGAUAGCGACCCAAGGCAUCCGGGCAUCAAGAUCUUCACCACGGACUCUUUCGAGGAGCUUCUAGAGGCAAACCCCUGCGUCUUCCUGGCGCUCUCCGCCGACUGGUGCGGCGCUUGCCAGCGGAUGAAACCUGCUUGGUUUGCCUUGGCCAAGCUGCUGAAGUCCUCCAAGGAGGUCACCGUGGGGGUCAUGAACAUCGACGAGAACGAUGUGGACAAGAAGUAUUUCCCAGAGAGGCACAUCCCGGUGAUCAAGCUCCUGGUCAAGAAGCUGCCGGAAGACGACGGCUUGGAUCACUCAAACGACAAGCCGGUAGUGAUCUCCUACGAAGGGGGCCACGACAUCGCCAGCUGGCUCCAAUUCCUCGGGGAGCACACCGAGCUGAAGCUCCAGGAUGUCCUGGACUC